CAUAUUACUGGGCAAGUAGAGAAAAUAUGGUUCAAAUAGACUUCAAAAGUUAACUUUUAUUUUUAAAAUGUUUGUUUAUUUUUGAGAGAGAGAUAGUGCACAGGGGAGGGGCAGAGGGAGAGGGAGACAGAGGAUUUGAAGCAGGUUCUGCGCUGAGAGCAGAGAAUCCUACUCGGGGCUCGAAUCCACCUACCGGGAGAUCAUGAUCUGAGCCAAAGUUGGAUGCUUAAUCAACUGAGCCAGCCAGGGGCCCCCAAAGUUAACUUUUACAUCCUAUUAGUUUUUACUUAAAACACUGCUAUGUGUAAUGAAAAGGAACUAAUUCAAUAAAAAUGAAUUACUGGCUACUGUUCUACAUUUUAAAUGUAAUCAAAGGACAUAGAUCAGUGAAAAUAAUAUUAUUAAUGGGCAUAAAGAGACAUUUGUUUCUUAAAAUAGUAACUUAGUUAGAAUCCAAUAAUAUUCUUAUCACUUCAAUGAGCUUCUAAAGUAAAUCACUAUAAUUCUAGCAAGAAUUUCACUUACUAGAUAGAUUAUUCUAAUUUCAAUUUUCCCCACAGAAUCUGGAAGGGCACUGACAAUGCUAAUUCUAAAAGGUUUUGAAGAAAAACCUGUUCUCUUCUGUUCUGAUCCUCUGUGUGGUCAUUAGCAAAGUAACCCUUCUUGAAAUGCCAGAAAAUUUUUUUCAAUAAAUGAAUAAAUUAAUAGCAAAUGAAUUUCUUAUUCUAUUUUGGGCACAUGCAAAAUUAAGGUCUCACUCUUCACUCAGUCUCUCCCUGAACCAAGUAAGACCCACAAAGAGAAAAAAGAAAAAUAUGAUUAAAUAUGAUUAAUAUGAGUAGUAGAUUAUUAGCUAAAAUCAGAACAUGAGAAAGUAUUAUUGACUCAUUAAACAUAAUUACUCUUUUGGAACUGAGAGGGAUUCAAAUCCCACAUAAUACGUACUCAGAUCUCUCAAAGAGCUUACUGACUUACCAGUAUGGUAAGAAUAAUAAAUAGGAAGUAAAUGGAGAAGAAAAAUGCAUUCAAAUCAUUUCCAUAAAAAGUUGUGCCCAAACUAUAUUUUACUUUUCCCAGGCACAUCUGAAGUGGUGUUCAUUUUUCCACAUUGUUAUAUUUUUGCUGUAAGCAUUUAAUAUAUUUAGAAAUAGGAUAGCAUCCUCUUUUCAAAUAAAAUAUUCAAUAAUUACUAUGUGUACACAUAUUAAUUAGUAAGGCCUUAGAAAUGAUAGGUGCCCACAAGUGCUUCAUAAGUGAAUAAAUGCAAAUAAACACACCUUUUCCUUUGUUUUGAUUUUCCCCUGGGGUACCCUGUGUUUGUAGGACAAAUAAUUUUAUGUGGGCAGAUUUUUUCAUUUUGUGAUUAGUACAGGAAAUUGGCCUGGUAACUAAGGCCAAUCAUAUACAAAGAAAUUAUAUGUAACAGUUGAGUUGUGUUAUCUAAUACCAAGUAUACUGUCACUGUUUGGUGUUUCUAAAUGUUGAAAUCAAGGCAUAAUCUGCAUACUGGCAUAUUCAGGCAUAUUUCAUUUUCCACCAUUUUUUAGUAAAAUUAAAAAAAAUGCAUUUUAUCUCCAGAAAAUCAAGGGAAGGAAUACAUUUAAGCAGCAGAGAAUUCUGGAAUUGGUCAGGUCCAUCAGUACUGAGAAUCACAGUGGAGAACAUAAGAGACAACAGUACAAGAAGGUGUUAUUUGGAAGAUGGAGCUUCAAAGGGUGCCUGGCUGAACCGGUCAAGUAUUAUUUUUGCGGGAGGUGAUAAGUGGUCAGUGGAUCCUCGAGUUUCAAUUUCGACAUUGAAUAAAAGAGACUACAGCCUCCAGAUACAGAAUGUAGAUGUGACAGACGAUGGCCCGUACACGUGUUCUGUUCAGACUCAACAUACACCAAGGACAAUGCAGGUGCAUCUAACUGUACAAGUUCCUCCGAAGAUAUAUGACAUCUCAAGCGAUAUGACCAUCAAUGAAGGAACCAAUGUCACCCUUACUUGUUUGGCCACUGGGAAACCAGAGCCUUCCAUUUCUUGGCGGCACAUCUCACCAUCAGCAAAACCAUUUGAAAAUGGACAAUAUUUGGACAUUUAUGGAAUUACAAGGGACCAGGCUGGAGAAUACGAAUGCAGUGCGGAAAAUGAUGUGUCAUUCCCAGACGUGAAAAAAGUAAAAGUUGUCGUAAACUUUGCUCCUACAAUUCAGGAAAUUAAAUCUGGCACCGUGGCCCCGGGACGCAGUGGAUUGAUAAGAUGCGAAGGUGCAGGUGUGCCGCCUCCGGCCUUUGAAUGGUACAAAGGAGAGAAGAAGCUCUUCAAUGGCCAACAAGGAAUUAUUAUUCAAAACUUUAGCACAAGAUCCAUUCUCACUGUUACCAAUGUGACACAGGAGCACUUCGGCAAUUAUACUUGUGUGGCUGCCAACAAGCUAGGCACAACCAAUGCGAGCCUGCCUCUCAACCCUCCAAGUACAGCCCAGUAUGGAAUUACCGGGAGCGCUGACGUUCUUUUCUCCUGCUGGUACCUUGUGUUGACACUGUCCUCUUUCACCAGCAUAUUCUACCUGAAGAAUGCCAUUCUACAAUAAAUUUAAAGACCCAUAAAAGGCUUUUAAGGAUUCUCUGAAAGUGCUGAUGGCUGGAUCCAAUCUGGUACAGUUUGUUAAAAGCAGCGUGGGAUAUAAUCAGCAGUGCUUACAUGGGGAUGAUCGCCUUCUGUAGAAUUGCUCAUUAUGUAAAUACUUUAAUUCUACUCUUUUUUUGAUUAGCUACAUUACCUUGUGAAGCAGUACACAUUGUCCUUUUUUUAAGACGUGAAAGCUCUGAAAUUACUUUUAGAGGAUAUUAAUUGUGAUUUCAUGUUUGUAAUCUACAACUUUUCAAAAGCAUUCAGUCAUGGUCUGCUAGGCUGCAGGCUGUAGUUUACAAAAACGAAUAUUGCAGUGACUAUGUGAUUCUUUAAGGCUGCAAUACAAGCAUUCAUUUCCCUGUUUCAAUAGGAGUCAAUCCACAUUGACAAAGAUGCAUUUUUUUCCUUUUUUGAUAAAAAAGCAAAUAAUAUUGCCUUCAGAUCAUUUCUUCAAAAUAUAACUAACACAUAUCUAGAUUUUUCUGCUCGCAUGAUAUUCAGGUUUCAGGAAUGAGCCUUGUAAUAUAACUGGCUGUGCAGCUCUGCUUCUCUUCCCUGUAAGUUCAGCAUGGGUGUGCCUUCAUAAAAUAAUAAUUUGCUCUUUGUCUCCACCUAAUAAAAAUGUUUUGCCACAUCCUAUAAUUUGAAAGCAAAAAUAAACCAUAAUGAUAAAGUUAAACUAUAUCCUAUCUCUAAAGAAUGAAGGAGAUGUCAGACUGUAAAAAUCUCUUCCCUCCUUACCAGUGGGGUGUGAGAAUUUUGCCCCACCUAAACUCAGUUUUGCGAUGAAAAACAAUUUCAUUAACGUAGUACAGGUCAAUCUAUUACCGUGUGAAUCCUUUGGUUGUAGUUGAAUGUCGAAUCUACUCUGGGAAAUAAUUCCCUUUAAAAUGACAGCAAAGUCCAUCCAAGGGAUUGUUCAGCAAUACAGCAUCUUUUUCUUUCACUACUCCAAGCCAAAAUCUUCAAGAUGGUUGUCAGAAAGAACACAAAGUCCGAUCUCCUAACAUGACAUGAGUUGGUGAACACGCCAAAGUCAUUUGGUUCUGUGGCAGGUAAGUUGGUGUGAUAGAUGCGUGCUCCCGCACCCGGGCAUUUCGCACGUCUUCCACCUGAAAACAUCACUCAGCUGAGAGUUUGGGAUGCACGUUAUAUAAAAGAAAAUGUUCCAAAAUAUAUAAUAACAAGUAUUCCAUGCUGGCAUGCAGCAGAUCAAUCCCUGAAAUAACUAGUUCUGCAAUAAAAUCUUUCUCUGUAGCAAUGUCAGUUCAAAAACAUAAGGUCAAAACACAAACGACGACAAAAUGACCGUGCUUUUUGUCUUCUUACAUGAUAUGUGUAAGACAUGAUCAAAUGAAGACAAGACACCCGUGAUUAGAAUAUCUUAAGAUAUAUUAGUUAUUAAGUUAUCAUGAAUAGUUCAUUGUUUCCACCAUAAAGAAUGAAAACUACAUUUUUUAAGGAAAAUGGUGUUAUUUUAAGAAGUAUUAUACUACAAGAGUAUUUCCAUGGUUUUACUCUUUACUAAUGAAAGACCAUAGCCUUGAAAGCCAUUUUACAAGUUUGAUGAACUUACCAAUUUCACUACAUAGGGGGAUUUCUGCAAAUAGUCUCCUUUUGCAAGUCAUAUUAACAAUUAAAAAAAAAAAACUCACUAAUAGUUAGAUACGAGAUAUUUCAUGGAGGUUGUGCAUACUUAACAUACCUAAUAUUUUGCCCCGGAAGAAAUGGCUUGAAAAUCAUGAUUUUUUUUGAGUAAAGCUUAGCCCCAAAGUACGCCAUAAAUCUAUUUUAAUUAGAAAAAUGAAUCCUACAUGAGGAGGCAUAAAUAUACAGUGUUUCCACAAAAUGGCAAUAACAUGGCAUUAUGCUAUUAAAUUUACUCACUGUAAUUAUUCAUUACAUUAUUUUGACUGAUGUAUUAAAAACUUUUUUAACACACAUGGCAUUUUAAUUUUGAUUAUUAUUUAUUUGCUUUAUAAAAAUAUUCUUUGUGAAAUUGGUGAGUAAACUACAAUUUUUUUUUGUAUUGCAGCUUUAAAGUGGCACACUCCAUAAAAAUCUACUUACUAGAAAUAGUGGUGCUACCACAAAAGUGUUGACCAUCAGUACCAUUGUUUGGGAGAAAGAAACAGAUCAAGAAUGCAUAUUAUACAGUGACCGCUUUCCUAGAGUUAAAAAUACCUCCUCUUUGUAAGGUUUGUAGGGUAAAUGUGAGGUAAAUCGAGGUAUAAACUAUGGAUGAACCAAAUAAUUAGUUCAAAGUGUUGUCAUGAUUCCGAAUUUGUGGAGUCUGGUGUUUUUCCCAUAGAAUGUGACAGAAGUACAGUCAUAGCUCAGUAGCUAUAUGUAUUUGCCUUUAUGUUAGAAGAGAAUUUCUUGAGUGACAUUUUAAAUAGAGGAGGUAUUCACUAUGUUUUUCUGUAUCACAGCAGCAUUCCUAGUCUUUAGGCCCCUGAACAGAGUGAAACCAUGAGUAUUUAUGAGUUCAAUAUUGUUCAAAUAAGGCUACAGUAUUUGCUUUUUUGUGUGAAUGUAUUGCAUAUAAUGUUCAAGUAGAUGAUUUUACAUUUAUAGACAUAUGAAAUGUCUGAUUACUCCAUUUUAUCAGUCCUGACUGUACAAGAUUGUUGCAAUUUCAGAAUAGCGGUUUUAUGAAAUUGAUUUAUCUUUUGAUCUAUAACAAUUUUUCUAGCUAUUCAUUUCAGCGUUAUAUUUCCACAAGUUACAUUUGUGGGACUCCUUUUGUUGCCCCUAAAGUUUUUUUUUUUUUUAAGGAAAGAAAAAUAAAGAGCAGUUGAGAAAAGAGACUGCAAAGAAAAGAGUGGAGGUAAGGAGAGAGGGAAGAAAUAAAAGGAGGAAGGAAGGAGGAAAUGAAGGAAGGAAGGGAGAAAAUAAGGGAGAGAGGGAAGAAGAAUAUUAGGGUAGUUGACUUAAUUCAUUUGCAUUUUUGGUUUAACUGCAAGUGCUGUAAUUAUGUUUUACAAUGAUCCCAUUCGAAACAUAAGUCCUGUGACACCAUUAAGUUUCUAUUAUGCAGCAAUUAUAUAAUGAAAA
Panthera uncia (snow leopard) is the source of this 5673-nucleotide messenger RNA. RefSeq names its product neuronal growth regulator 1 (gene NEGR1). The transcript has 7 exons. The record is from RefSeq and is a predicted model, not a curated record. NCBI's taxonomy places the organism in Eukaryota, Metazoa, Chordata, Mammalia, Carnivora, Felidae. Gene Ontology annotation, cellular component: neuron projection. The coding region runs from base 1562 to 2575 and encodes 337 amino acids.